Molecule: messenger RNA, 531 nt
Organism: Dentiscutata heterogama
Lineage: Eukaryota; Fungi; Glomeromycota; Glomeromycetes; Diversisporales; Gigasporaceae
Source: the annotation of a GenBank genome assembly
GAUCAGUUACGGCACCAGCAGAUGUCUGCAUCUAUAGAACGUUGGAAACGGCUGCAAGAAUUGAAGAGACGACGGGAAGAAAUUCAAAAUGGUGGUAACAAAAAAAAAAAGCAAGAGGAUCGAGAAGAAUUAGAGAAAAAGCUGGAUCCGAACCGUUCGGAUUCAUUAUCUACAUCAGAUCAAACCACCUCUCAAUCAUCAAUACAUCAAACAAUUCCGAAAAGUCUAGUAAAGUACAUAAACAUGAAUUCACAUUUGAAAGGUGUAGAUCAUGGCCGUCUGGCUCCUAAGGGUCGAUUGGAGAAAGAACUUGAUAAAGCUGUAGCAAAUGGUGACUUAGAUCUGGCUUCAAAAAUAAGCGACCAAAUUGCACAAAGGAAUUAUGAAAAUACGAUACAAGAAGCAAUAGAAUGUAAAGAAUAUGAUGAGAGAAAAAAACGUGAAGAAGAAUUGAAAGCGAAAAAGAAAAAACCAAAACUGAAAUGGGGAUUUGAAUCAAAGCAUCGUUGGGAGACCAAGAGCAACAUGUAG